UUAUAGCUUUUGCAUGUUUAGAUUUGAAUGGUUUCCUUGCUACUGCAACAUCUGUCGGUUCGUAAAAAACUAAAAAAAAUCAAGUUAGUAGACUAUUAUCGUCAAGACCACAUAGAAAUACGUUUAGUUUGGUUGCGCUGCCAACAAGAUAUAAGGCAUUGGUUGAAACGGAUAAAAAUGUAAACAGAAACAUAGAUGGAAAUUGUCAUUAGAUGUAGAAAAGUGGCAUACAAAAAUGGCGAUGAAAUCAAAAACUGGUAUUUGUGCUAUAAUUUUAACAACAAUAGCAUGCAUUUUUGUUGUUAUUUCUUUCUGUACACCUUAUUGGUUAGUGAAUGAUGGUCAAAUUGAAGAUCCCAAGUUUAUACGCAUUGGACUAUGGGAAGUUUGCUUCAGAAACUUUGAGGACUUUAGACAUCAUUAUGAUUAUCGUUUUACUGGAUGUUGGUGGGUUUUCGAAGAAGAAUAUUACAUAAUAUUUGACUUCCUUCUCCCUGGCUUCUUCAUAGCAACUCAGUUUUUCUUUACUCUUUGUCAAACUCUGGUUUUGGUUGGUGCCUUUUUAACAUGGAUGUACUGUUUUUGCAGUAGAGAUCAUGACAAGUACCUGCUCUUAUUGCUUAGCAAUGGAUCAAUAUUAAUAUUAGCAGGAUUCUGUGGAUUUAUUUCUGUAUCGAUAUUUGGAGCUAAUGGCGAUAAUAGAGAUUGGAUGCCACACUGGCAACAUAAUGACUUAAGUUGGUCUUUUGCAUUUGGUUGCAUUGGAUCCCUCUUAUUAAUUCCUUCAGGUGCCUUAUUUUUGGUUGAAGCUAGAAAGGCUAGGUAUAGAAGAUUUGGUGGUAGUUCAAGAACUCCUCCUGCUCAAUAUACAAUGGAUCCUUACAAGCCAACUGCUCCACAUCAUACUGAUAUUUAAGUAUUUAAGUUAAGUGAUUAAAAAUGAAUCUCAUGUUUUAUGCAGUAAUAUUGCCAUACAUUUAAGAGCAACUCUAGAACUUUUACUUAUAUUGAGAGGCAUGGCUUUAAUAGACAAUAUAGUAGUUUGUUAAAGUUGAAAUUUUUCAAAAUACAAAAGAAUUUUAGUUAAUAUAUCUGCAUAAAAUUAAUGAUCUAUAUUUUCCCUAAUUUUUAAAAUAUAAGAUUGAAAAUGUUUUCAGUGAUUUACAAAUACACUAAUUUCUUGGAGCAGCUGUUGCCAGUCUGAUGGUAUGUUGCAUUAUUGUGCAAAUAAAAUUAACAAGUUUACAAUUAUCUGAUAGGAACUUACAAUUUGUUGGUAAAACUUCUAGUCUAAGAUGUAAGUUAAUAUAAAUGUUAAUUUAAUAAUUUGGGCAUUUAGAGAAUGUAAUAUAUAUAUACAAGUAAUUAAAUUGCUUGGCGAAACUGCUUUUUCCAAUAAAUUGGUGCUUGUUUAUUUCUUAUUAUGGUUCAGAAUACUUCUGAAGAGAAAUAUUUUUAUUUUGGCGACUUUCGUUUUUGUUUAAUUAUAUAAUAAACCUAUUUAUAUAGUGCAUUUUAUAAAAAUGUAGACAAUUUACCAAAUCUAACAUAACUUAUUCUAAAACUUUUAAAGUUUGAAGCUUUUAUAAUCUGGUUUUACACUGUUUAAUAUAUAUUUACAGCGAAAUAGGGUGUUAGCUACAUUUUUUAACAAUUUAAUUUUAUUCUUGUAGCUGCUACUAACUUAUGAAAAACAUACAUUUACACAACAAAUAUGUCAAAUGUCUUUGGUGGCUUCAGUACCUAUUCUUUAGGGUUGGAACUUUUUCAAAAAUAUGCUAAUGUUUCAAAGAGCUGAAGUUUUUCUUAUGAAUUGCUAGUACAUAUACCACUGCUCUCAAAAGCACUUCAAAACAAAAUACACAUUACUACAGUGUCAUUUGUACUCUAAUAUUAUUAGGAAAUGAUUAACUAUUAUACUCCGCAUGCAAGUGUGUAAUUAAUUUUGAAAUAUAUUGCAAGACCUCAUUUGCCGGUGAACUGAUGACCAUAAAAACGCUAACAGGAAACUAAAUUUCACAAAGUGCAGUGACUUUUGAAUAAAUAUUUAAAAAUACUGCAAAACACAUUUAGAGAAUAUUUUUUUGUUAUUCACGCACAUCUGGCCAAAAACAUAUUCCAUUUAAUUGAAAAUGAGUUUAUAGUUAACUUCUUUAUUUUGACAUGAUACUGUUUUUGGGAAAGAUGAAACAACUCAAAAUAUAACAUAUAUAAUCUCUUCAAAAAAACUCGUUUGGCGGGAUCCAAUAUGUUGAUAAACACACCUUAGAAAUGGAUGUACUUGCGAGAUGUUAAUAAUCCUUGCAAAGAAAACAAGGCAGAUAAGGUUUUUAUGUGAGUGAAAAAACCAUUAACAAAAGAAGCUCAAAAUAAAAACCUAUACAAGUGUAAAUAAUUAUUUGAUGAUUCCUAAGAAGAUAAUGGAUGUACCAUAUUUCACAUCAAAAUUAAAAUUGAACUGCAAUCAAAAUAUCUAUGUUGCAUAUCAUCCUACAAUUACCCGCACAUUAGAAAAAGUUUUGCUUCUGCAAUGGACAACAAUAAUGUACCAGAGUUUACUUUUAAUGCACAUAUGAUGCAUGUAAACAUAGUAUAAACCAAAAAAAAGUCUCCUUAUAGGUAUUUUCAUGCUUUUUGAAGUAAAGAUGUUAGAUGGCAGACAAUAGUAGACAAUGUACAUUAUCUGACAAUUUGUGCUGUAAAAUAUAAAUGUUUUUGAUACUUCUAAUCUUGAUCUUGCACUUUAUGAUGUAAAAGUUCUAUUUAGCCUGUACUCAAAAGCAAGCUGAAAAUUUUUUGUAAUAACUAAAACACUGAUAAAUGUAUUUAUGUGUUACUUAAUGUUUACAUACCAAAAGCACUGCCAGAUAUUUUUCAUUAAUAUUGACUAUAUUAAUGAAUAUAUUGUUUAAAAAUACUUAUUUUUACGCGCACAUUUAAAGUGUUUUUUGUUAAAAUAUUUUAGUUAAAUUCGUAUUGCACAAUGUAUAUAGCCAUUACCCAAAAACGUUCAAUUAAUCCAGUAACAAUGUGAAACGAAUCUAGGUCAUUGUUGCUUUUAGUACUUGUGAGAAAAUGAUAUUGUACGUACACAAAUAUUUCUUCCAAAUCCCAAAUUCAACUUAAUAUACAUGUAAAAUUCAACAUUUCUCCAAUAUUUCCAUUUUUCGGUAAUUCAAAUAUUAAAGUUUCAACUCUUUAAUAAUCUCGUAUACUAUUUCAUAAUCUCUAUAGAAAUCAUCAUUGAUUUUUUCAAUAAUAGAAAUAUAUAUGGUUCAUAACUUCUCUAAAGACCAUCUAGCAGUCAAAAUACUGAAAUUUCAAUACUUCAAUAAUUAUCUGCUAGUGUUCAAAAGUAUUUGUCCACCAAAGGCAAUUGUUUACAAGCAAUUUUGUACAUAUUUUAAAAAUAGCAUGCUAUAUUUUACUCACAAACUAAUAGGUUCAAGUCCGGAAACUACAUAGGUCAUUACACAUUUUUUGUAACGUACUGUUGUUUUUCUUUAAAAAAAUUCGAAUUAUAAUAAAUAUUGAAAGCAGAUGAUCUUCUCGAUUGUCGUUUUUACUUAAAACGCAUAGAUAUAUUAAAAGUACAACUUUUCCGAUGUCCUGAUUGUUUAGUUUAAUGUUAUGCCUUAGUUGCUUACUCUUUUGUGAACAGCUGAAUCUCGGAUUUUUGCCCGAUUGUUUUAUAUAAGUUUUUUUGCAUCUUUGAGAAUAGCGAUUUUCCGUCCAAUUUUUUAUGUAUUUUAGAAAGUAUUAUGUUUAUUAUUGAUUCAACAGCAGUUUGUAUUGAAUAUCUGUUUUCAAGCAGAUACUAAUUGUUAAUUUUUGUACAAAAUAAAGUAUUUUUAUAUUUCAA
Messenger RNA from Diorhabda carinulata, 3862 nucleotides. RefSeq lists its product as uncharacterized. The transcript is spliced from 2 exons. Gene Ontology annotation, biological process: regulation of tube size, open tracheal system; septate junction assembly. Gene Ontology annotation, cellular component: membrane; septate junction. The coding region runs from base 236 to 916 and encodes 226 amino acids. The record is from RefSeq and is a predicted model, not a curated record. Lineage: Eukaryota; Metazoa; Arthropoda; Insecta; Coleoptera; Chrysomelidae.